Molecule: messenger RNA, 351 nt
Organism: Suillus fuscotomentosus
Lineage: Eukaryota; Fungi; Basidiomycota; Agaricomycetes; Boletales; Suillaceae
Exons: 11
Coding region: 1-351 (116 amino acids)
Source: RefSeq, a predicted model, not a curated record
AUGGUAUCAUCAUCAUCCAAAGUGCUAGAAAGUGCCAUCCACCCAAAACCAUUGGCUCGCACCACAUACUGGGGUUUAAGGUGUUGGAGCAUCAGAAGCCAACCUAAGGCUAACAGGGGUGGGGUUGUCUGGUUGCUGCAAUGCAUUGGAUGUGAAAGGCUCGAUUGGGGAUUGCUCUUCGCAGGGUAUCCCGCUAUACUCCCAUGGUGGCUUGUUGUAUACUACCCAAGAAGAACACCAAAGUUGUUGCACACAUAUAUUCAAGAGUCAUCAAGAGUCAUAAUGAGUCAGUUCAAAGUUAUUUCUAGUCAUAGACAACAUAUGUGGAAAAUAUUUUUCACGGUCACCUAA